GAUGGUUUGGUUUUUGGUACAGAACUGCGUCACCGACAGAGAGACCAACCGAGCGUCCUGAAGGUGUAGAAGCUCUGGAGGGCAUGGCAACGGGUCUUUAUAGUAAAGCCUUCAAUGCUAUUGUAGCACUCAUCAAUAGAUGUAUAUCAACGUCAGCUCACACCAGCAGCUCCAUCUUGGUGGUGGAUGCUCCAGGUUUCCAGAACCCAGCGUCGUGUGGCAGAACCUCUGGGGCGACCUUCCAGGAUCUCUGCCACAACUACACACAAGAGCGCUUCCAGAUGCUCUUCCAUGACACCACAUUUACUGCCCAAACUGAUAGAUAUGCUCAGGAAAACAUCGAGUAUGGUGAUGUAGCUGAUGAAAUUGGUACUCCGGCUCCCUUAAUUGCACUCAUAGACAAAGCAUCUUCCAACUGCGUUGUGCGAACCUCUCAGAUUGACCUGAGGGAGAGUGACCGACGAGGACUGCUGUGGCUGCUAGAUGAAGAGGCAAUAUUUCCCGGUGCAUCUGACCAGUCCUUCUUGGAGAGACUCUAUGCUCAUUAUGGAGAUAGAGAGUACUCACAACUGUUGAAGAAAGGAGCGGCUGCAGACCAGUUCACACUACAGCACUUCCAGGGUACCAACCCUGUCACAUACUCCAUCCAACACUGGCUCAAGGCAUCACGUGAGAACCCUGUCAUGAGACAAGCUGCUGCACUCCUACAGGAAUCCAACAAGUAAGCCACUUAA
Messenger RNA from Cherax quadricarinatus, 734 nucleotides. The record is from RefSeq and is a predicted model, not a curated record. Lineage: Eukaryota; Metazoa; Arthropoda; Malacostraca; Decapoda; Parastacidae.